AACCUCCUGGAAUUCUCCAACCCACCACAAUCUACCCGGUCCUCUCUUUGGUCUUUUCGACUUCACCACAGGCGCAGCCCUCUCCUCUGCCCAAUCCUUACAUUACGAACGCAGUCAAGAUGGCGGAUGAUGCCCAGCAUGAGCACACCUUCGAGUCCGCCGAUGCCGGCGCCUCUGCUACCUUCCCCAUGCAAUGCUCUGCCUUGAGGAAGAACGGCUUCGUUGUGAUUAAGAACCGUCCUUGCAAGAUCGUCGACAUGUCUACCUCCAAGACUGGCAAGCACGGCCACGCCAAGGUCCAUCUUGUCGCCAUCGACAUCUUCACUGGCAAGAAGCUCGAAGAACUUUGCCCCUCCACUCAUAAUAUGGAUGUCCCUAACGUCACCCGCAAGGAAUACCAGUUGCUCGAUGUCUCGGAUGAUGGUUUCCUCUCUUUGAUGGCUGAUGAUGGUGAGACCAAGGAUGAUGUUAAGGUCCCCGAGGGUGAGGUUGGCGAGAAGAUUGAUAAGCUUUUCACUACUGAGGAGAAGGACACCAAUGUUAUUGUUCUCACGGCUAUGGGCGAGCAGGCUGCUAUCGAAGCCAAGGAGGCUCCGCGCGGUUAAAUUUCUUGAAGCCAAACCUACAGCAUCGACCUUGUUGUCAGCACCGGCAAACCUUCUUCGUCUGCAGGCCCAAUUUGCUUGGAGGGUGAUCUUUUACGGUGGAUUCUUGGAGCGUUGGGACACCUGCAUUCUAAUGGUCGUUGCGUGGGCACCUAUCUGGACAAAUGAUAUCACUGGUUACGUCUUCCUGGCUUUGCGAGCAACAUCUUCCUUUUGUUACACUCGAUCCUACCUAUCACACUUGGCCGGCGUAGUCAAAAAGUGGACGCUCGGAGCGUGGGCGACAUCAUCUUGUAGAAAUCGAUGGUUUCUGAUACUAACUGACCUCGCCUUUUCAUGUGAAAACUGUUGUAAUUCCGUUCAUAACUUGUGACUCCAAUAGUUUCAGCAUCUACAAACCAAAUUGUAACAUCUGCA
Molecule: messenger RNA, 1022 nt
Organism: Hyaloscypha bicolor E
Lineage: Eukaryota; Fungi; Ascomycota; Leotiomycetes; Helotiales; Hyaloscyphaceae
Product: eukaryotic translation initiation factor eif-5a
Exons: 4
Coding region: 120-605 (161 amino acids)
Biological process (GO): positive regulation of translational termination; positive regulation of translational elongation
Molecular function (GO): ribosome binding; RNA binding; translation elongation factor activity
Source: RefSeq, a predicted model, not a curated record